AUUUUCUUAAUGCAAGAGUUUAUUGAAAUUGAACCUAAGUAAUAUUUAGAAUUCGAUGCUGAAGAAAAUAAAUUUGCACAUGCAUAAUUAUCACUUAAAAAUUUAACUUAACAAGAUGUAACAUUCAAAGUAUAAAAAUUCAAAUAUAAUAUAGAUUAAAACAACAACACCAACAUUAUUUUAAGUAAAACCAAGUUUAGGACUUAUUAACCCUAAUUAGACUUAAAUUAUUGAAAUAUCUACAAGUCAACCUAUAAAAAGUGACGCAAAAUUUGAUCCUAAAUUUUAAGUUAAUGCUAGCUUAAUUGAUUUCCAAGAUUAAGGUAAUAUUAAUAUAUAAAAUAAUUUAGAUUUGAAUCAAUUUUGGAAAAACAGAGAUUAAUCAACAAUUUAAUCAUAAUAAAUUAAAAGCAGAAUAAAACACAAUGUUUAACAAGAUGUCCAGUCUCAUUAAUAAGUUCCUGAUUCUAAAAUUUUAGAAUCAACUAUAAAUAAUUCAUAAUAAUAAGAUUCAAAAAUGUUCAAAUCUGUUAUUGAGUCAAAAACAGAAAAGGAUGAUUAAAUCAAAUUAUAUAAAGAUUAAUAUGAAAAACUUGUAAUUAUUUAUAUAAUCUAAUAAUUUAGUAAUAAGAAUAUUAAGAUUUUAGAAAGAAAAUAGAAUUAGAAACUUAAUAGGCAUAAUCUAGAAAAGGUAUUUUGUUAAUUUUACUAAUUUAUAGAAAAGAACAACAUGAGUUUUUUUUAAUUAUUGUUAGCAGUUGUAAUAGCCUUGAUUGCAGGUUAUUUAAUAGGGAAUUGA
This is a messenger RNA of Paramecium sonneborni, 799 nucleotides long. The record is from the annotation of a GenBank genome assembly. Lineage: Eukaryota; Ciliophora; Oligohymenophorea; Peniculida; Parameciidae.